AUAUUCCCGAACUGUUGGUAUAUCAAACCGUUCCUGACCGCGGAUAUCAGAACUAUAGUAGUAUUUACCUUACACAGUGCGAGCCUAGUUGGUCUCUCGAAACGGAUCGCAAUUGGACGAUAGCGAAGAUGAUUUUACUGUAUGUAAUACCGCUAAUAUUCAUGACGGUGGCCUACUGUCAAAUUAUACGUGUCUUAUGGCGUUCGGGGCACGUAAGACAACAUGCGUUAGAUAUUUCGGACGGAAGACAGAUGAACACAUUUGCCAUGAAUACAAAUACCAGUACAGAGAGCCAACUGCGAUCUAGAAGAAAAGCCGCAAAAAUGUUGUUUGCCGUUGUAAUAAUGUUUGCCGUGUGCUAUUUUCCUGUUCAUCUACUGUGUAUACUUAGGCUUACCAUUUCCAUGAAGAACACAGAUACAAACAAAGCCCUUUUUAUGUUUUCCCACUGGUUAUGUUACGCAAACAGCGCUGUCAAUCCUAUAAUUUACAAUUUCAUGAGUGGUAAAUUUCGUAAAGAAUUCCAUCGAGCUUUUGAACACUGUUGUCAGUCGUCAAGUAAUCGACAGCACGAUUACCAAUUGAGUUAUUUAAACCAAACGAAUACGGAGAGGGAUUCGGGCUCAAGAUCGCUAUCGCGAUCAUCGAAAAGAACUCUCACGGAAAUCAGAAGAUUGGAUACACUUGGACGGGAAUCUCCCAAUCAUAUACGGAAUAACAAAAGUAGACGUAACAGUGAAAAGACCAUCGUGUCCAAACUUGAUAUGUGACUGUAAACCCCAAAAGGAUAGUCUUAAAUUGUGUAGCUUUUACGACUUACUAACUGUGACAUUUUGACUCUCACUUUGACGUUCCGUUGCAUGAAACUUCAUGCUUUUUUUAUUAUUUUUUUAUUAUAAAUAAUUGUAAUCACUAGAUGUAAUCCAAUGCUAUGACAACUGUAUAUGUAGUAUAAUUAUUGUUCAAACAUUCACAAUGUCAUACAGUCAACCAAAUAGGUGGUGUGUUAGCAGAUUAAACAUAUUUUUUUAAAAG
Photinus pyralis (common eastern firefly) is the source of this 1035-nucleotide messenger RNA. RefSeq names its product orexin receptor type 2-like. Gene Ontology annotation, biological process: G protein-coupled receptor signaling pathway. NCBI's taxonomy places the organism in Eukaryota, Metazoa, Arthropoda, Insecta, Coleoptera, Lampyridae. The record is from RefSeq and is a predicted model, not a curated record. Gene Ontology annotation, cellular component: membrane. Gene Ontology annotation, molecular function: neuropeptide Y receptor activity.